Messenger RNA from Pocillopora meandrina, 5583 nucleotides. Lineage: Eukaryota; Metazoa; Cnidaria; Anthozoa; Scleractinia; Pocilloporidae. The record is from the annotation of a GenBank genome assembly.
CUUUGCUUGCGCCCGAGAACAGACUGAAGCAGAUAUAUUGCGAGUUUAAGGGGAUUUUACACAAUUAUGAGCGGGUUACCCCGUGAAAUAUUGAAAUGGAUACAAAGCUUGGACCUCUCACAUCCCGUAAGAAAUACUAGAAGGUAAAACUGAGUGUUUUUAACGUGAAAAUAGAGUUUUAUUAAGGCCAUCUUCAAAUUGAUCAUUUGUUGUCCAUUUGAUUCGUUCUAACAUCGAAUCAUUUAUCUUUUUUAAAUUAACAGAGAUUUCUCAAAUGGGUAUCUCGUGGCAGAGAUUUUCUCUUGGUAUUUUCCACAAGAAAUUGAGAUGCACUCCUACGAUAAUGGCACAUCCCUGCCUUGUAGACAAGGGAAUUGGUCUCAACUACAAAGGGUAAGCGUCUUUGGUUCGCUAGUUCAUUUUCUCUUUCGUAAAAUCACCGGUAUCAAAGGGACUAGUCUCGAUUAAGUUAAGCUUACUAAAACGAUGUGGAAUGACCACUUUGAAUUCUAUGAAUUAAGUCGGAACUAGUGGGUUUGUGGUUUAGAAUUGGGAAAACAUGGUGUUUUGCAUGUUUUUAAUGGAAAGCACCAGACCCACCCUCUAAUAUUUAAUCCUUUACCUCCAAACUGUUGGACUGCGAUGAAUUUCCUUUUAAAGCAACCGAGUUUGGUAUUUUAUCAGGAUAACACACUGUAGCUCCAGCUGAUCUGUUUGUGUGUUCUCGUAACCUGUUUAUCUGCUAAAUUUUGCAUUAUUACUGUUCACCUCAUAAGGAGAACUUACUGGUAAAUCAGUUUUAAAGUUAAAAUGUAUACAACAGGAUGUUCAUUUGUUUUCAGAGAUCAGAGAAUUAUUUAGCCAGCAAUAUAAUGUUUAACUCAUUAGUCCCAUGAAUAGGAAAAAGUUCUACAGAAGAAAACAUUUAACAUGAAAUACAUGUUUUCUUCGCUUUCACUGAUUUCAAGAUGUACUCUGAAAUCUUGAUGAUGAUAGAUACAAGUGUGUAUGAGAAAAUAUUUUGUCUUAGAACAGAUUUAACCAAAGGAUAAAGUAUAAACCUACUAAAAUCACUUGUAAGCCAGAAUGCCCCAACACAGGGUCUUUCAAUCAGGAAUAUGGUUUUUCAUAUAACAGGAGGGGUAUAAAUCUAGUCGUUUUUUAUGAAUUUUUGGUAUUUGGUAAGGGCACAAGUUAAGAACUAGAGGCAAUAAAAUAUAUCAGUAACUGAUGGGAAAAAAUUGGUUAUAUCAUUAAUACACCACCCUCUGGCUGAGCUUUAAAACACUCUCUGCAUCUGAAUAAAAGAUAAGCUCAGGCUGGGGAAAUUUAGUCAGAAUUCUCUAAUCUCCAUGGGCUAAUGAACACUGUGGUUGUUAUAGAGACUAAAUGAAUUGUUAUUGAUUUCGUUGUUUUCUUUUCUUUGUUUUUUUAGUUUUUUCAACGUCAUGAAUUUGACAUUCCUAAAGAAGUAAUAGAGGGCACAAUUCAUUGCAAGCCAAAUGCUGCAGCUUUGUUAAUGGAGAAGAUAUACUUCCUGUUGACAAACAGAAAGUAAGUCAGGCUCUUCUUUCUUUUGUCUUUUCAUCAAAAUUGUUUUGGUUUUUCCUAAAAUUUUUUUGUCAAGACAGGUAGGUUGAAAAUCACAACAAAAUUACAUGUAAUUGCAAAAUAUCCCAUUCUACAUUUAGUAGGAGUAUUACUAACAGUAUAUUAAAUAUUACUGUAGUAGAGCUUGUAAAUGCAGAAUGAUAGAGGCUGUUAUGGCAAAUUUAAGUGUUAAUAGAGAAGAUAUACUUCCUGUUGACAAACAGAAAGUAAGUCAGGUUCUUCUUUUGUUUUGUUUUUCACCAAAAUUGUUUUAAUUUUUCUUAAAAUUUUUUUUGUCAAGACAAGUAGGUUUAAAAUCACAACAAAAUUACUUGUAAUUGCAAAAUAUCCCAUUCUACAUAUAGCAGGUAUAUUGCAGUAUAUUAAAUAUACUGUGGUAGGGCCUGCAAAUGCAGAAUGAUAGAGGAUGAUGUGGCAAAUUUAAGUAAAAAGAAAGGCUAAUUUAAAUAGUAGUUUUACUCAUAAGUUGAUGUACAUGUAAAAUUGUUUUUAAUUUUCUAAUAAAGAAUCAAGAGUGCACCAGUAGAAGAUGAAUAUAACUUUACUGAUAGCAACUACCAAGAACAGCUUCCAGCUCAUGCAAGAUCUACAGCUUCAAUGGUAAAUAGCAGAAUUUUACUAUCAUUAUAGGUCAAACUAUUUUAUAUUAUUAUACACUAAACUUAUAAUGAAAAAUCUCAUUGGUCAAGAGCAUUUAAUCAAUAUACAGCAUGUGAAGUUGACAUGAUAAUUUUGCCAAAUAUGUGGUGGAUGUUGUAUUUAUCAUGUCAACUUCAAAGUCUCUCUUGUUUCCAAACCCCUUGUCUGUCUUGUGUUCUCACAAUUUUGCAAACUUAGAGAGAGGUAUCUUCUUGUGCAGAUUGUUUAAAAAAUGUAUAAUAAAACAAUUAUUGAAUUUGAUUUUUGCAUGAUAUCAUGAAUUAUCAAACCUCCACUCUGUCAGAUAAGUCAUACCUCAGUUUUAAUAAUUCAUGAUAUAAUUCUCAACCUUGUCUAAAAAUACGUAGACAUGCAUGGCAUGUAAGAGUUAUUUUUUGGCCAGGCGGGUUGAGAUACAUUGUAAAAUUGCUCAGUAACUGAGCAAUUACCAUAAGUUAGUUAGAUACUAUUAGAUAGUUUAAUAGGAAUAACUGAGUCACAGCCAAAGGCUGAAUUGUAUAAUUCUUUACAAUAUAAAUAUAGUACAGUUGAAACUAGGGCUAUUUACAAAGGGUCUCUAUAAUAUUUAUGAAAGUGCUCUGUACAAAUUACUGGCUACAAGUACUACAGUUUACAAAACAUUGCUAUUUACUCGUUGGAACAUGGCCAGGAUGAAUGAGUUUUUGAAACGGUUAUUGUGAAAUUGUGGCAGAUUGAAAGUUCUUUUGUUUCUCAAGCUAUAUCAGCCUUGAUGAUGGAGAGAAGUAGGUGGGCGAGACUACUGAGAAAAAAGUUUAUGAAUAUAUAUCAAUUUUUAAUUAUGAUUUUUAAGUUAAGCUUAAGCAGAAGUAUCAUAAAUGUAUUGUAAUUUUGUGAUUUUUAUUUUAUAGGCCAUCAAAAAUAAUAUUGCAAAUACAGAGUUGUCAACUGAUCCAGAUCGUAUUCUCUGUCAACAAAAGGUGAGAAUGUUAUAUCUUCAUGAGACACUUCUCAAUGAAACACAUGAUAUUUGUACCACUUACACUCUCUGUCUUUACAUAGCGUCAUAGAUCUACAUACUUGUGGGUCAAAAGAAUUCUUGAAAGUUAUGCAAACUGUUUACCACAUUUCAGGUUUGCAGAACUGUCUCAAAUUCUCUGCAUAACCUUGUGUUUAAAUCAGGUUACAUAGACAUGUAAAACUGAUCUUUCUCAGUUUUAUGGUUUUCUGGUGUUGGACAAUUAUAAAAAAGAUCUGAUGUGAUUUUCAGCCAGUGCAUAUUUCACUCAUCACUUAAGCUUUUAGAUUUUACUUAUGUUUGUCGAGCUAUUAAAAGAAAGUUAUUACUAGUAUGUGAAAUUUGCAGCAAAAGUGUUUGAAUAUAAAUAGAUGUCAUACACAGUUGCAUUAUUGAGGGCCAUGUUUAUUUAAUAUUUAUUUGUUUAUCAUUAUCAUUUUUUGAAGGCCCAAGCUAUAAUUAAUGAUCACUUGGAGCAUAGAAGACAGGAAAGAGUUGAAGAUCCCCGUGAGUACAAAUCCAGAAGAAAAAUCAAUGAAAGAAUUAAUAAUAAUCAUGAUCCUGCUAUACUUUGAUGUGUUUUGAAAGCUGGACAAAGCUAAAUGAAUUGAUAUACUUUUAGCUUUGAUUCUGUAACUAGAUAUAAAAUGUGAGUUAUUGAUGGUUCAUGCCAUUCUUCAUUUAGAAAAAUUUUGCCUGAGGCCUCUUCAUUGUUUUCAGAUUUCUCAAGAAAAUGCUUUUCUGUAAAAAAUUUAAAUUAAUAAAUUAAUGAAAACAAUGUAAAAUACAAACACUGGUUAUAAAUGCUAAUCCCCAUCCUAUGAAAUUGGAAUCUUUGCCUUUCAACACAUAUCAGUGCUUACCAGAGCUGCAAUAAAAUAAUUUUUUGUGAAUAUUUGAAUCAGCAAAUUCAUUCGUAAGUCAUGCCAUUUUACUAAUUGCUUGUUUGUCUAAAUUACAGGUCGUUUUGGUAUUCGCCCAACACUUGGUCAGCGGUGUCCCAGGAAAGUUCCCCCAUCAAACUACAAUGAAUCGCUACAAAGACCCCAAAGGCAUACAAAAGGACACAAAAUAGGUGAGAGGAUUGAUCCAUCUUGUUUGAAACAGUAUAGAAAGCUACAGGUCUUACAGUUUCAGGGUUGUGGUUGCUAGUCAAGCCAGGAGGCAGUGAAAACCGAGAGAUGUCAGACCAGUUUGCACCAGCCCACUAAGUGACUUGUGCUCUUGAGGACAGAAAAAAAGUAUUUUUGAAAUUAUUCUAAAACCACUGUCAGGUUAAAAAAAGUUACUCAAAAUCAUUUCCCAGAGUGCUUAAAAUCAUGUCACAAUUUCAAAUUUCAAAUUUCUCCAGGGAAGAAUGCCCUUGGGGCAUACCCCCCCUUCCUUCCUCUUCUUCCCCUCCCCCCCCCCCUUUUGUAAGGGCAUGGUGGUUGACAAUUGAAAAACUAACACCACUGUUAAUCACACAAAAAUGUGCUCUGCUAGAGUAAUUAACUAUCCAGUCAGUGAUCAAAAAGUUUAUAUUUGAUUAGUGGAAUUGUUUUCACCACAAUAGUGUUUAAUUUACCCUAAAUCCUGUGGUCAUUUCCCUUUCAGAGGGCAAUCCUGAUGAAAAUCAACCAGCAAAAUACACAGAAAUACAAGUAAACCAAGUGACAGGCACAAGUGAAGGAUUUCUCCCUCCAAUACAAACUACUGGAAUGUACUCAAUGGUGCACUGAGGAUGGCAAUCAUGAAAACAGAAAAAAUUUAUCAGAAAUCCUGGCCUAUAAAUAUUAUUUGAUGAGACAGUCCCAUCAUUAACAAGCUUUUAAUAGCCUAUUCAUUCAAUUUUCAGUAACACACAUGUUAAAAGUUGUUUCUCUUUAGGUUCUUCAACCCUUUCUCCGCUAAGAUCUAAAUAUCUCCGACAUACACUUCAUAAUUCAGCUCUGACGAUUAGUGUAAUACUUUCCUUUCUUCUUGUUACCUUUCUGCUUGACAAUGUAGUGCUACUUAAAGAAAAAAGUAGUCAUUCACAACAUUGUUUUGGAGAAAAAGAUUGGUUCUUGAUGUCACAGAUGAAGUCCUUUGAUAACUCCAGCGUUGCUUAGUAAAUUUUGAUACCUGAUUUACCUUUCAAUCAAAUGCAUUCCAAUGCUCAAUUUGUUCAACAAAACAUUAGAUAAAGAUUAAGAGUGGCAUUCGUUUUUCUAAUUUUCAAUUUCAUUGUGUCAAGGCAAAUUUUUAUGUAGAUAUUUGAUAUGUUGUGUUGUAAAUAAAUAAACCUUGCUAUGUUUAAGUGUUCAAACUUGACUUAUGCUUAGUGUGGGGCAAGCAGUCCUCAUGUUUACGUG